AAUUGUGAGACAUAGACAUUUAGAUAAGGUUUUGCACGAAACACCUACAAACAACCGUAUUAGGUAUUCUGUUCCUGUCCGAUUGACUACUUUUUCUGUAAGGCAGAAUUUCGAAACUAGAAAUGUCGGAAUUCGAUGAGUUAAAAUACCUUACUGGGUUCGGCAACGAACAUGCUACUUCGGAUCCAAGAGUACCUGAUGCAUUGCCUGUUGGACAAAACUCACCGCAGAAGUGUUCCCAUGGGCUUUAUGCGGAACAGCUCAGUGGAACUGCUUUCACAGCUCCCCGAUCACAAAAUCAACGUUCGUGGCUCUACCGUAUUCGUCCAUCGGUAAUUCACCGACCAUUCGAGGCAAUGAAAGAGAAUGACCAACAUUGGACCAACAACUUUUCUUCAAUCCCUCCAAAUCCAAAUCAAUAUCGCUGGAAUCCUUUCCCACUUCCAACAAAAGAAGGUGUUACUUUUGUGGAUAAUCUCUACACUGUUUGCGGUGGUGGAGAUGUUAUUAGUCGCACUGGAUUGGCAAUUCAUCAAUUCUCGUGCAACGCCAGUAUGGAGCAUACGGCAAUGUAUAAUUCUGAUGGAGAUUUCUUGAUUGUUCCACAACAAGGUGCCUUGGAAAUCACCACAGAGUUUGGACGUCUGCUCGUUAAUCCACAAGAGAUUGCUGUGAUUCCCCAAGGUAUUCGCUUCUCCGUGGCUGUUCGUGGACCAUCUCGUGGAUACAUUUUAGAAGUAUACGGAACUCACUUCCAACUUCCUGAUCUUGGACCAAUUGGAGCAAAUGGUCUUGCCAAUCCAAGAGACUUUGAGGCUCCAGUCGCAUGGUUUGAAGAUCUCGAUGUUGAAUUUACCAUUAUCAACAAGUAUCAAGGAUCCUGGUUCCAGGCCAAACAAGGUCAUUCUCCAUUUGAUGUUGUUGGUUGGCAUGGAAACUAUGUUCCAUACAAGUAUGACUUGAAAAAGUUUAUGGUUAUCAAUACAGUUUCAUUCGAUCAUUGUGAUCCAUCGAUUUUUACUGUUCUCACAGCUCCAUCUGUCAAGCAUGGUACCGCUAUUGCUGAUUUUGUGAUUUUUCCACCAAGAUGGGGUUGUGCCGAUAACACUUUCAGGCCACCAUAUUAUCACAGAAACUGUAUGUCUGAGUAUAUGGGAUUAAUCACUGGAUGCUAUGAAGCAAAAGAAGGAGGAUUCAAGCCAGGUGGUGGUUCCCUUCAUUCAAUGAUGACUCCACAUGGACCUGAUUUUAAUUGUUUUGAAAUGGCAUCAAAUGCUGACCUUAAACCACAAAGAGUUGCUGAAGGAACUAUGUCUUUCAUGUUUGAAAGUUCUUUGAACAUGGCCAUAACCAACUGGGCAGUUUACCAAAAUGUGGAUAAAGACUACUACAAGGAUUGGCAACCACUCAAGAAACAUUUCACAAUGCCUAAAUAAUUCCAAAAUAUUUGAUUUUGCUUAUGAGAUUUUCGCACAGUUUUGAUUUUCAAAUUUCUAUAAAAAUGUUUGCUCUUCG
This is a messenger RNA of Caenorhabditis elegans, 1515 nucleotides long. It is a transcript of the gene hgo-1, whose product is annotated as Homogentisate 1,2-dioxygenase. Gene Ontology annotation, biological process: L-phenylalanine catabolic process. The record is from RefSeq and is marked reviewed. Gene Ontology annotation, molecular function: homogentisate 1,2-dioxygenase activity. Lineage: Eukaryota; Metazoa; Nematoda; Chromadorea; Rhabditida; Rhabditidae.